Micropterus salmoides (largemouth bass) is the source of this 551-nucleotide messenger RNA. RefSeq names its product spindle and kinetochore-associated protein 2-like. Bases 162 to 536 code for a protein of 124 amino acids. Gene Ontology annotation, biological process: chromosome segregation; mitotic cell cycle; cell division. Gene Ontology annotation, molecular function: microtubule binding. The transcript has 3 exons. Lineage: Eukaryota; Metazoa; Chordata; Actinopteri; Centrarchiformes; Centrarchidae. The record is from RefSeq and is a predicted model, not a curated record. Gene Ontology annotation, cellular component: spindle microtubule; outer kinetochore.
UUCCAACAGAAGUCUGUAGUAGUGUCGCGAGUGGCGCACAGACGCUCUUCUCACACAGCUGCCCAAUCGGCUUCCUCGAUUCGUGACAGCAGGCCAAUCGCAGAGCCCGCGUCCGACUGAAAACUAUUCAACAUGGAGACAACAGUUGAAAAGCUGAAGCGAUGUUCCUCAAGUCAGAGGCAGACCUGGAAUACAUCGAGAAGCGGCUAAAGCUGGACUUCAUCAACAAUGCUGCAGAGAAUAGAUGUCCCACCGAGGAGAACCCGGCGGUGAUGCUGGAGAACCUGAGGGCCAUCAAGGCCAAACACACAGCGUUGUGCUCUCAGGUGAAGGAGAUCGCCGCUGCACAGAAAGAGUCUAUGGAUUCCAUCACAAACAACCUCAGCAGUGUCAUGGACCUGAUCCAACACUUCCAACAGACUACUGAUGUGGAGGUACCCACACAAGCAGCAUGCUCACUACUGAAACAUCACCUUAUGUGCUCAUACUGUUUACAGAGGAGUGUUCGCCAGUGUGUUGACUUCCGAUGGACAUGAUUCCUGUCAGAGUUG